UUGCCCUCUUCCUGGGUCUGUGAGCGUCGAGGUUUCUUUCACCCGAGCGAGACCAAGGCGGUCUGGAGUCGGGGACCGACGGUUGACCCUGCGGGGGUGGAGCCAGUCUUUUGGAAUGCCCCAGCUUGUUAUCUGAGAACUGAACUGUUUCUGGGCGUUUAUUGAAUGUCCACUUUCUCCAGCCUUCGUGCUGGGAGCUGUGGGGGGUUGGAGCGGUAAAAACAGCCGUUCCCCCUCUUCCCCUUUUGGAGGACAGAUUUGGACGUAAAUGUUAACAUCGGGCAGUGAAUUAAAGGGGAGGGGGGAGGGUGGAAGGUCAGUUUUUUGCCUUACAAAAAAACAGGGGGGAAAAGGUUGUUAUAAAGUCAGUCUGCGUCCUGCCCUGGUGGAGAGUAUUGUAAGGAACUAAGUUCUCUAAAGGAGACAAAUCCUAAGUGUUUAUUCGGAAGAAAAUGUUUACGGAAAAGAACAGUAAAGUCUUGAUCAGUAAGUAAUAUGCUCCGGUUCUGGUUAAUUUGAAUGAAUAGAAGGAACCCUUCGCCUUCAAAAUUGGAGACAAAACUUUGCCCCUAAAACAUUCAUAUACUUUUUGGUUGUAGUAGGUAGAAGAUACUGGGAUCUUUAGAGGUUGAAGAGACUGCUAUGCGCUAGUCAUUGAUGAUUUGUUAUCCUUGCGCGGACUCUUGAGCCUUAGAUCACUAAAAAGGUGUACUGGCCGCCUAGUUGUCUUCUCCAGAGCUUGCUUUCAUUUGCUAAUCCUGCGAUUUCCGAGCGGAGGGUGGUUGGUAGCAAGCUAAAAGAGCCGAGGUGGGGGAAGUGACCAGUUGCGCAGAAAAAAAAGUUUUAGAGAAUGGCUCCUAAACCAAGGGAAGGCCUGCUGCUAUUGCUUUAACUCCAGCUGGAAAUUCCAGCAAACUUGGGAAGACUGGCCUGGGCACCACUGCCAGCUUGGUGACCUGCCAGGAUCAUGGAUUUUCCUGGACACUUUGAACAGAUCUUCCAGCAGCUGAACUACCAGAGACUUCACGGGCAGCUCUGUGAUUGUGUCAUUGUCGUGGGGAACAGACAUUUUAAAGCCCACCGCUCAGUACUGGCGGCAUGCAGCACGCAUUUCCGAGCCCUCUUCUCGGUGGCAGAGGGAGAUCAGACCAUGAACAUGAUCCAGCUGGAUAGCGAGGUAGUGACAGCGGAGGCCUUUGCCGCACUGAUUGACAUGAUGUACACCUCCACGCUCAUGCUGGGGGAGAGCAACGUUAUGGAUGUCUUAUUGGCAGCCUCUCACCUGCAUUUGAACUCUGUUGUUAAGGCAUGUAAACAUUACUUAACGACAAGGACGCUGCCCAUGUCUCCCCCCAGCGAGCGCGUCCAGGAGCAGAGUGCCCGCAUGCAGCGCUCCUUUAUGCUGCAGCAGCUGGGGCUAAGUAUCGUGAGCUCAGCCCUCAGUUCCAGCCAGAGCGGCGAGGAGCAGCCGGCCCCCAUGAGCUCCUCGCUGCGCAGUAACCUGGACCAACGGACGCCCUUCCCCAUGAGACGCCUUCAUAAGCGCAAGCAGUCCGCAGAGGAGCGGGCCAGGCAGCGCCUCCGGCCUGCCAUGGAUGAGUCUGCCAUUGCUGAUGUCACGCCAGAGAACGGGCCAUCAGGGGUUCAUUCUCGGGAGGAGUUCUUUUCACCCGAUUCCCUGAAAAUCGUGGACAACCCUAAGGCUGACGGAAUGGCCGACAACCAGGAAGACAGUGCCAUCAUGUUUGACCAGUCUUUUGGUGCUCAAGAAGACGCCCAGGUGCCCAGCCAGUCCGACAAUACUGCUGGCAACAUGGCCCAGUUGUCCAUGGCCUCUCGUGCAACUCAGGUUGAGACUAGUUUUGAGCAGGACACUGCCGCCGAGAAAAGUGGUUUUCAGUGUGAAAAUCCCGAGGUUGGCCUUGGAGAGAAGGAGCACAUGAGAGUGGUGGUUAAGUCUGAGCCCCUGAGCUCUCCUGAGCCUCAGGAUGAAGUGAGCGAUGUGACCUCCCAAGCAGAAGGCAGCGAAUCCGUGGAAGUGGAAGGGGUUGUGGUCAGUGCCGAGAAGAUAGACCUCAGCCCUGAAAGUAGCGAUCGGAGUUUUUCAGAUCCCCAGUCUAGCACGGACAGGGUAGGUGACAUCCAUAUUUUGGAAGUCACAAAUAACCUGGAGCACAAAUCCACUUUCAGCAUUUCAAAUUUUCUUAACAAGAGCAGAGGGAGUAAUUUUAGUGCAAGUCAGAACAAUGAUGAUAAUAUCCCAAACACUACUAGUGACUGUAGGCUGGAGGGGGAGGCCCCUUAUUUGUUGAGUCCAGAGGCUGGGCCCGCAGGCGGGCCCUCUUCGGCCCCUGGCUCUCACGUGGAGAACCCGUUCAGCGAGCCUGCAGACUCCCAUUUCGUCAGGCCUAUGCAGGAAGUGAUGGGCCUGCCCUGCGUGCAGACCUCAGGCUACCAAGGAGGAGAACAGUUUGGGAUGGACUUUUCCAGGUCUGGUUUGGGCCUCCACUCCUCCUUCUCCAGGGUCAUGAUGGGCUCCCCAAGAGGAGGAGCCAGUAACUUUCCAUACUACCGACGCAUUGCUCCCAAAAUGCCAGUCGUAACGUCUGUCAGGAGCUCACAGAUCCCAGAAAACUCGGCCAGUUCCCAGUUAAUGAUGAACGCGGCCACGUCCUCAUUUGAAAAUGGCCAUCCUUCGCAGCCCGGCCCUCCACAGUUGACCAGGGCGUCCGCUGAUGUCCUGUCCAAGUGCAAGAAGGCCUUGUCAGAGCACAACGUCUUGGUUGUAGAGGGCGCUCGCAAGUACGCCUGCAAAAUCUGCUGCAAGACUUUUCUGACCCUGACGGAUUGCAAGAAGCACAUCCGAGUUCACACAGGGGAAAAGCCCUACGCCUGCCUCAAGUGCGGCAAGAGGUUCAGUCAGUCCAGCCACCUGUAUAAACACUCAAAGACCACGUGCCUGCGCUGGCAGAGCAGCAACCUCCCCAGCACUUUGCUCUAACCCCCACCCUUCGAUGUCGGGCCGGUGCCCGUUGUCCGACUGAAGCGGAUGGCUCUUCUGGUUGGUGAUGAACGCCAUCGGGCUUGAGGCUUCCGGCCCCCCGACGGCUCGUGCAAAUUCCGGUGACUAGUAAGUGGAGAAUUCACACGCGGAGCACUUGUGCCGCUGCUGCUUCUCGGAGCGAGAUGCAGGCUUUUGGAGAGGGACAUGAUCCCUGAAACCGAGUUCUUCCUUAGGGCUGAGUAAAGCAGUCAGAAAGUAGUUUGUAAUUCAUGGCGUUAAAAGUGGCACAUUAAAAAAAUUAAAAAUGGAAGUGCAAAAAAAUUUUUUUAGCAA
Molecule: messenger RNA, 3337 nt
Organism: Lutra lutra (Eurasian river otter)
Lineage: Eukaryota; Metazoa; Chordata; Mammalia; Carnivora; Mustelidae
Gene: ZBTB5
Product: zinc finger and BTB domain containing 5
Exons: 2
Coding region: 968-3001 (677 amino acids)
Biological process (GO): regulation of transcription by RNA polymerase II
Cellular component (GO): nucleus
Molecular function (GO): RNA polymerase II cis-regulatory region sequence-specific DNA binding; DNA-binding transcription factor activity, RNA polymerase II-specific; protein binding
Source: RefSeq, a predicted model, not a curated record